This is a messenger RNA of Trichoderma virens Gv29-8, 195 nucleotides long. RefSeq lists its product as uncharacterized. The record is from RefSeq and is a predicted model, not a curated record. The annotation marks the transcript as partial. Gene Ontology annotation, molecular function: P-type calcium transporter activity. Gene Ontology annotation, cellular component: intracellular membrane-bounded organelle. The transcript has a single exon. Gene Ontology annotation, biological process: intracellular calcium ion homeostasis. Lineage: Eukaryota; Fungi; Ascomycota; Sordariomycetes; Hypocreales; Hypocreaceae.
GUUGCCGUUCUCGAAGGUCUUCCUCCUGCUGUCACGUUGGACCUUGCUUUUACUACUACUCGCAUGCUGAGAGAUGCCAACCUAGUUCGGCACCUAAAGCCUUGUGAAGUCAUGGGCAACGCGACGACAGUGUGCUCUGACAAAACAGGAACAUUGACUCAGAAUAAAAUGCAAGUUGUAGCUGGAGCAGUAGGA